Messenger RNA from Lachancea fermentati, 1347 nucleotides. Lineage: Eukaryota; Fungi; Ascomycota; Saccharomycetes; Saccharomycetales; Saccharomycetaceae. The record is from the annotation of a GenBank genome assembly.
AUGCCAGUCUAUACAGUCUCUAAUGUUCAAAAUUUAAGAAUAUGUGUUGUGAUGGUUGGAUUACCUGCGAGGGGGAAAUCUUUCAUAUCACAAAAAAUUGUUCGCUACUUAUCCUGGCUCUCCAUCAAAUCAAAGUCCUUUAAUGUGGGAAACUAUAGACGUCAGACCGGACCACCUCAACCAAAUGCUGAGUUCUUCGAUGCAAAAAAUAAAGAAGCGUAUAAGAUCCGCCAACAAGCCGUGACAAAGGCAGUCGAAGAUAUGAUGAACUGGUUUGUGGCAGAGCAAGGUGUUGUAGCAAUCUUAGAUGCCACCAAUUCGACGAGAGAGAGGAGAGAUUGGAUUUUGAGAUUAUGCAGAGAAAACGGAAUCGAGCCAAUGUUUCUGGAGAGUUGGUGUGAUGAUCAAGAAUUAGUUUUAAGGAAUAUUACCGACGUGAAGCAGACAUCCCCUGACUAUGUUGGCGUUGACCCUGAAGUUGCUAAGCGCGAUUUUCUAGAAAGAAUUGCGAAAUACGAGGAAGUCUAUGAACCUUUAGAUGAUAAUAUAGACCGUGACUUAACGUUUGUUAGAUUAAUAAACGUAGCACAGCAAGUUAUCAUCAACAAGAUAGAAACAUAUCUAGAAAGCCGGGUUGUUUUCUACGUCAUGAAUCUGCAUAUAAAACCACGUUGCAUUUGGCUUUCAAGGCAUGGUGAAUCUGUUUACAAUAUUGAGAAAAAGAUUGGUGGUGAUUCGUCACUAUCACCCCGAGGCCUUCAAUAUGCCAAGAAAUUACCUGACCUUGUUCGUCAGUCGGCAGGUGACGCCGACUUGACUGUAUGGACCUCGACUUUGAUCAGGACGCAGGAGACGGCCCAGUUUCUACCAUACAAGCAGCUACAGUGGAAAGCACUUGAUGAACUGGAUGCUGGUGUAUGUGAUGGGAUGACUUACGAGGAAAUCGAGGAAAAGUAUCCUGAAGAUUUCAAAGCACGUGAUGAAGAUAAGUACGAGUACCGUUAUCGGGGUGGGGAAUCCUACAGAGAUGUGGUGAUCAGGUUAGAACCUAUUAUUAUGGAGCUUGAGCGCCAGGAAAAUAUAUUGAUCAUUACACACCAAGCUGUUUUGAGAUGUAUUUAUGCUUAUUUUAUGAAUGUUCCCCAGGAAGAGUCACCAUGGAUGUCAAUUCCUCUUCACACCCUUAUAAGACUCGAACCUCGAGCAUACGGCACGAAAGUUACAAGAAUUAAAGCUGAUAUUCCUGCCGUUAGUACUUACAAAGAAAAGGGCACAAGUAGAGUUGGCGAGGCUCUCACGGAGGCCACGAAGUCUCGUCAUGUGUUGACUAAUCCUUCAAAUGACUGA